Pseudonaja textilis is the source of this 1361-nucleotide messenger RNA. RefSeq names its product serine dehydratase like (gene SDSL). NCBI's taxonomy places the organism in Eukaryota, Metazoa, Chordata, Lepidosauria, Squamata, Elapidae. Gene Ontology annotation, biological process: L-threonine catabolic process; L-serine catabolic process. Gene Ontology annotation, molecular function: pyridoxal phosphate binding; threonine deaminase activity; L-serine ammonia-lyase activity. The record is from RefSeq and is a predicted model, not a curated record.
AAUUCUCCCCCACACCAAUUCUUUUCUGCCUUCAUAACAAUACAAUAACAAUAAGAUAUCCUGACUGACUCAAGGUCGACUCAGCCUUCCGUCCUUCCAAGAGUUAAUACGUCUUAGGAAGUUUCUAUUGCCCCCCACCCCAAAUGGAGACGCUGCCCGAUGUGGGUUUCGAAAGACCCUUCCACAUUGAGACGCCUUUACUGGAAAGUGUGGCUCUUUCACAAGCAGCUGGAACCAAAGUCUACAUGAAAUUGGAGAAUGCCCAGCCAAGCGGUUCCUUUAAAAUCCGAGGCAUUGGCUACUUUUGCCAACAGAUGGCUAAGAAGGGCUGUCGACAUCUGGUCUGCUCCUCAGGCGGAAAUGCUGGUUUGGCUGCAGCCUAUGCAGCCAGGGAACUGAGGAUGCCCGCGACAAUCGUUGUGCCCCGCGGGACCACAGAGUCAAUGAUAAAAAGGCUCGAGCAGUACGGAGCGAAUGUGGAAAUUUUUGGGAAGGUCUGGGAUGAUGCUAACGAUCGAGCGAUGGCACUAGCUGAGACUGAUGGUUGGGUCAAUAUCCAUCCUUUUGAUCAUCCCCUAGUAUGGGAAGGACACAGCAGCAUUGUCAAGGAGCUGAAGGGGUCCCUAAGGACCAAACCAGGAGCUGUGGUGCUGUCGGUGGGAGGCGGUGGUCUUCUCGCCGGAGUGGUCUCCGGUUUGCAGGAAGUGGGCUGGUCAGAUGUUCCCAUCAUUGCUGUGGAGACCAGAGGAGCUGAAAGUUUUAAUGCAGCCAUCCAGGCUGGUCUGCUGGUCACUUUGCCUGAUAUCACCAGCGUGGCCAGGUGCCUUGGGGCUAAAACGGUGGCCCAGAGGGCCUUAGAUUGUACCAACGAAUGCCCAAUCAUCUCUCAUGUUCUGGAGGAUGUGGAAGCUGUGAAAGCUGUAGAGCAAUUUCUGGACGAUGAACGGAUCUUGGUGGACCCCGCUUGUGGCGCUUCGCUGGCUCUCUUGUAUUCGGGCAACCUCCGGAAGCUGCAGAAAGAAGGCAGGCUCAGCGAGAGCCUGGAUUCCAUCGUGAUUGUCGUCUGCGGGGGGAGUGGGAUCAGCCUGCAGGGUCUCCAAGCUAUGAAGAAACACCUGGGCAUGAAAUGAAGUCCCGUGUUUUACAGGCACACACGAUUCUCAACCACUCCUCUAGAUAAGAUACUUAAUCAGAGCCAUUUUGGGGUAAAAAUUGGGAUAACAGGAUGGAGCUGAGCAUUUACUGGCCAGAUGCCCUUCCUGAAGCCUAGCUGGAGUUCACAGCAGAUUUAUUUAUUUUUUCCUUUGCUGCUUGAGGAGAUAAAUAUCUGCCACUAGGUAGGAUUGCAUUCUCAACAAGGG